Molecule: messenger RNA, 3644 nt
Organism: Gambusia affinis (western mosquitofish)
Lineage: Eukaryota; Metazoa; Chordata; Actinopteri; Cyprinodontiformes; Poeciliidae
Product: glutamine synthetase-like
Exons: 8
Coding region: 412-1539 (375 amino acids)
Cellular component (GO): cytoplasm
Molecular function (GO): glutamine synthetase activity
Source: RefSeq, a predicted model, not a curated record
UCUGACGGAAACUGAACGUCCAGCACCUUCUGCGCUCUAAUUGUGUUCAGUGAGCUGCGAGACUCUCAGCUCAGCAAACAGCAGUCGCUCGGCAUCAGCAGAAGGCCUCACAGGUUUGGUGCUCAUUUCCAUCUCCUGGGGUUUUAUCGUCUCCUCCGCUGUUCUGAUAAUUUUGUUUUACCGUCGACUGAUUUUGUUCUUCAAGCAAAACAACCAAAUGGGUUCAUGGGAUGUCUUGAAAUGCCUGUAACUCCUCCUACACUUGGAGGAGUGUGGGAGGACAGCCUUUGAAAUGUCAUCCUUCAGGAAGUUUAAAUACCACAAACAGGUUUCAUCUGAUCAGAAUCAAAACUGUCUGGACCGACAAGUACAGCAGAUACUAUACCUGGAACCACCUGACAUACUGAAACCAUGGCAACGGUAUCCAGCAGCUCGCUGCUCAACAAGGCGGUCCGGCAGCAGUACAUGAACCUGCCUCAGGGCGGGAAGUGCCAGGUCACCUACAUCUGGGUGGACGGCACCGGAGAGGGGCUGCGCAACAAGACCAGAACCCUGGACUCAGAACCAACCAGCAUCGAAGAAAUCCCAGAGUGGAACUUCGACGGGUCGAGCACCUACCAGUCCGAAGGCUCCAACAGCGACAUGUAUCUCAUCCCAGUCCGCAUGUUCAGGGAUCCCUUCACCCUUGACCCCAAUAAACUCGUCCUCUGUGAGGUCCUCAAAUACAACCGCCUUCCUGCUGAAACCAACCAUCGCCACAGCUGCAACAAAGUGAUGCAGCAGGUGAAGAAGCACUGCUUGUGGUUCGGCAUGGAGCAGGAAUACACCCUGCUGGGGACAGACGGACAUCCGUUCAGCUGGCCUCAAAAAGGAUUCCCAGCACCACAAGGCCCGUAUUACUGCAGCGUCGGAGCGAACAACGCGUACGGACGGGACGUCGUGGAGUGUCACUACAAGGCCUGCCUCUACGCCGGCAUCCAGAUCUACGGCACCAACGCUGAAGUCAUGCCGUCUCAGUGGGAGUUCCAGGUGGGUCCCUGUGAAGGCAUUGAGAUGGGCGACCAUCUUUGGGUGGCGCGCUUCCUGCUGCAUCGUGUGUGUGAAGACUUCGGGGUCAUCGCCACCCUCGACCCCAAACCGAUGACAGGCAACUGGAACGGCGCUGGGUGCCACAUCAACGUCAGCUCCCGGCAGAUGAGGGAAGAAGAAGGACUGCAGUACAUUGAGCAGGCCAUUAGCAAGCUGAGCAAAAAGCACAAGCGGCACAUCGAGGUGUACGACCCGCACGGCGGAAAGGACAACAUGCGGCGCCUCACGGGUCUGCACGAAACCUCCAGCAUCCACGACUUCUCCGCCGGCGUGGCCAACCGCGGCGCCAGCAUCCGCAUCCCGCGGCAGGUGGGCAAGGACAAGCGGGGCUACUUCGAGGACCGCCGCCCUGCAGCGAACUGCGACCCCUACGCAGUUACCAUGGCGAUCGCUCAAACCUGCUUCCUCGAUCCGACGGAAGAAGAGAGCAAGAAGGAGGAGUUGGCUUAGGCUGCGUUCACACUGCAGAGUGAAGUGACACAAAUAUGACUGUUUUCUGACUUACGGGUGUUCAAAGUGCGGCGCGUGGGCCAUUUAUGGCCCACGAGCUGGUUUUGUGCAGCGCCAAUUUGCAUAAAAAAAAUUAUACAAAUUUGGCUGAUAGAUGCAGACGGAGACUUUUAAUUUGUUAUAAGAGUAAAAUGAUUAAGGAUAUAAUUAUAAAAUUGAUUAAGGAUUUUAUAUAUGAUUAAAUCCUAUAUAAGGAUAGAAACACAAAGUGUUUCUGUUUUUAACAAACCAUGUUUGCCUACAGACUUCUACUGAAAAGACAACCAAAUUACCUUAAAUUUAAUUAAGGAAUGCACGAUACAUCGACAUCAAUAUCAGUAUCAGCCGAUCUCAGUCAUAUUGAUAUCGGUCUGAUCAAUAAACAACCAAUAUUUACUUUUAUCUGUUUCUGGUUGGGAGUUUUUUCCAAAGGUGUCGGAACAGAAGUGAAAUGUAUAUUAUAUUGUUAUCAAUAUUAAAAGAAAUAUUGAUAUCCGAUAUCUAUAUCGGCCUAAACUUUUGUAUCGGUGCAUUCCUAAUUUAAUUCAUUAAACUUGACGAAAAAUAGCAAACGUUUUGAAAAUAAAUCACCCAAAUCUUGUUCUUAUUACUGGAAAUACAUUCAUUCAAUCAAGCCGAAACAAAACGGGAAAUUAGAUGAUUUUCUUUAAAUACAGCAAACAUGAAAAUCCACGAUGGCGCAUUAGGAAUAAAGGAAGAGAACGUUUCCAAAACAAAAACUUUGAGAUUUUGAGAGUAAUCUGAGAAAUUUUCUACAAAAAGCUUGGAAAUCUUGAAGUUCUCAAACUCAGAUUCAAAAAAGUUGAAAGCUUUUGACAUUUUUUUCUUGAGCCAAUUUUUAUUUUUUUGUAAUUUUUAGCAAAUUUGAAACUUUUGAAAUUAAGAAAAUAUCCAAAAGUUUGAGAUUUCUAGGAAAUUUCUCAUAUUUAUCUCAAAAUCUAUGAAAAAUUUUGUCUAACAAAUUUGCAACUUUUCCUCCGGUUUUUCCAGAAUGUUUCUGAAAAUUUUCUCCCUUUCUUGUUUGUUUUCUAAAAUAAACAAAGAGAUUUUUACGCCAUCGUAAAAAUCUCUUUCUAGUUUUGGGUCUAUAAUAAAUAUUAUUUUCCAUCCAUCCAUUCUCUUCGGGUCGUGGGGGAAGCAGAUUCAAAAUUUUUUUUGCUUAAUUUUAGGUUGUUGGGUUUUAUCUUAAAAAACAAAACGUUUUUUUUAAGAUCGGGCUUUUAAUGUUUAUCUGUCACAUAAAAUCUCAUUAAAAUGAAUUGAAUUUUAUCAUAAUGAUAAAAUCUGAAAAAACUAAAAGCUGCGAAUGCAUUUAGAAAAUUAUGUCAGGCAAAACGAUGCAAACACUAAACAUGUUUAAACUGACCCCAAAUAGACAAAAACAGUGAAAAAGAGGCGCGAAAUAAAAAUAAAAUAGUAACAAAUUUCAUCUAAACAAAAGGAAAAAGCUUGAUGGUGGCAAAAAUGUACAAAAAUCCAACAGAACCUACAGAAUAAUAAUCAGAAAAAGAAAACAAACGCAGUAGGAAAACAUGGAACAUGCAAAAUAACUAAACGUAAUGCAAAUGAUUCAUAAAGAGGAUCUGAUAAAGAUGCAAACCGAAAGGUCAUGCAAAGUGGAUUUGAAUGGACACAAUGAGAAACAGAUGAGAAAGAGUAGGAAUGUAAACAGAAUUGGAUUUAUUGUUGUUUUAGUGUCUUUGCCUGUAAGCAGCCAUUUUUGUUUUAAAUGUAAACGGUAAUCGUAGAAGAAGAGCUUGAAUGAGAUGUUUGUGUUUGUAUUACUGUCACAAAAUAAGUGUUCAUGUGUUAAACUUUAUGUUUUCCUGUCUGAAGUGGGUUAAAAGUGAGUUGGUUAUUAUUUUGUUUCUUUGUCUCUGUACAAAACAAAUAGGGAUCCAUAAAAAGUCUGGUUAAAGUUGUUUUUUAGGUGUUGGUUACUCCAAAUGUUCUGGAGUAUGGGGAAAAAACUAACUGCACCCUAACUGCUUCAUCUCGCACAAUAUAAAGAAAACAGUAAAUAAAAAAAUCAAGAUAUUGCAAGU